AUGUUGCCACACAUCGUCUGGUUGAUAUGGCUGUAUAUGCAGGUCAUAAUCACCAACUGCACGACAAACCAACCAGAAUUAAAGAAAGAUUACUGCAUAAUUGGUGCUGGACCAUCAGGACUACAGUUAGGUUAUUUCUUACAUAAAGCCGGAAGAGACUACUUGAUCUUUGAACGAACCAACACAUCUGGCGCAUUCUUCAUAGACUAUCCAAGACACAGGACAAUGAUCAGUAUCAAUAAACGGAAUACUGGAAAAACAAAUAAGGAGUUCAAUUUGAGACACGAUUGGAAUUCUCUUCUAAGCGACGAUGACAGUUUGCAGAUGAGACAUUAUUCUCACGAUUUCUUUCCACAUGCUGAUGUUUUUGUGAAAUAUCUUCAAGAUUACACAGAGAAGCAUGGUAUCAAUGUCAAGUACAAUACCAACAUUGUGAACGUCAAACGACGAGACAAAUUUGAAUUUCAAAUGCAAGACCAAAGUAACAAUACAUAUGACUGUGGAACUGUGAUUGUUGGAACCGGCUUAUCUCUGCCAAAUAUUCCCCAUUUUAAAGGGGUUGAACAUACAGUGGGAUAUGAAGACAUGUCGAUGGAUAAAGCAGAUUAUGAAGGGAAGACGGUAUUGAUAAUGGGGAAGGGGAAUUCAGGAUUUGAGACUGCUGAUUAUAUCAUGAGUGCAACAAAUUUUAUACACAUGUUUUCAAGAACACCAUACAAAUUAGCUUGGAAUACGCAUUACGUGGGAGUUUUGAGAAAUCGUACAGUGUACACGUAUAUUGAGGAAUUUCCAGUAAACCUACUCGACCAAUUACGUACGAAGACAGGGCAUGACACAGAGGAGGUUUUGGUUAUUAUUAUGCAGUAUGGGAAAAAAAGGUUUCUCAAGAAGUUUACUGGUAUUCCAGGGAAAGCUCAUCUUUCGUAUUUUCUUCACCCGGUUUUAUACUACUAUGAUGAAUUGCCUUCAAGUAAGAAUCUACUACUUUCUACACACGUAUAA
Molecule: messenger RNA, 1002 nt
Organism: Saccoglossus kowalevskii
Lineage: Eukaryota; Metazoa; Hemichordata; Enteropneusta; Harrimaniidae
Product: FAD-dependent oxidoreductase domain-containing protein 2-like
Biological process (GO): ERAD pathway
Cellular component (GO): endoplasmic reticulum lumen
Molecular function (GO): monooxygenase activity; flavin adenine dinucleotide binding
Source: RefSeq, a predicted model, not a curated record